This is a messenger RNA of Schistocerca americana (American grasshopper), 507 nucleotides long. RefSeq names its product 4-coumarate--CoA ligase 1-like. The transcript is spliced from 3 exons. NCBI's taxonomy places the organism in Eukaryota, Metazoa, Arthropoda, Insecta, Orthoptera, Acrididae. The coding region runs from base 32 to 460 and encodes 142 amino acids. Gene Ontology annotation, molecular function: CoA-ligase activity. The record is from RefSeq and is a predicted model, not a curated record.
UGGCGAGCUGUUCUUCAAAGGAUGGGCCAUCAUGGAGGAGUUCGUGGACAAAGAGGGCUGGAUCCACACCGGAGACGUGGGGCACUACGACGCUGAUGGCAACUUUUACGUCGUCGACAGAGUAAAGGAACUCGUCAAAUACCGUGGUGUUCACGUAUCGCCUUCGGAGCUGGAGGCGUGGCUGCUGGGACAUCCGCAGGUGUCUGAGGCAGUGGUGGUGGGCCUGCCGCACGACGAGGACCAGGAGCACCCAGCAGCCUUCGUCGUACUGGCCCAGGGCGCUACCGUCACUACUGACGAACUGAAGCAGCUGGUAAAAGAGAAAGCCCGGGGCAGCGAGGAGAAGCUGCUACAUGGGGGUGUCUUCCUAGUAGACUCCAUCCCUCGCAUGGCCACUGGAAAGGUCAGCAGGGGGCAACUGCGGCAGUCUCUCCUGGAGAGGAUCAAAGGAAGGGCCUAAGUACACUCUCAGGAAUAGCAACUGACGUCUUCUGCGCUUCACUGCAG